AUGACCCCGUUCCCGCUUUUCGAUGCAACAGUGGUGCUGGAGAAGUUUGUGGCCAGCGUGUACGACGUAUACGUGGUUCGCGGCAACUCAGCACUGCUCCGCUGUCACGUGCCCCCCGCAGUCAGAGACUACAUCUCGGUGACAUCGUGGGUGCUCGACGAUGGCGUCACGAUUGGGACGCUCGGAAACGAUGGCCUGGACAGCCGCUAUCUCAUGCUACCCACUGGCGAGCUCAUGGUGCGAAAUACCGAGAGUACAGACACGCAGCGUUCCUACCGCUGCCAGGUUCACAACAGACUCACUGGAGAGGGCCACUUGAGCAGCAGCGCAGGAAAAAUUAUCGUAACAGAGCCGCACAGCCUGCUGCCACCACGAAUGGCCGAGUACCGUAGCUCGGUUAAAGUGGAGAAAGGAGAACGAGCCGUACUGCCGUGCCUUGCUCAGGGGCAUCCGCCGCCUAGGAACCGUUGGUUCCGCGUCAGCGGUGCAGAGGACCAGCAAGAGGCGCUGGGACCAGGUUCUUCGGACGGUGUAGAAAGUGCCGUGCCGGUCGCGCUGUCUGAAACGGUGGCACUCCUGCCGGGAGGACCCCUGCUCUUGCACGCAGCUGGCACGCAGGACAGUGGAAGGUACCUCUGCGUGGCCAACAAUUCGGCCGGCGAGGACAGGGCACACACAGACCUCCUCGUCUCUGUGCCCUUGUCCGCAAGAGUCGAUCCGUCCGUGCAAGUAGUGGACGUCGGCAGGAGUGCGAACUUUAGCUGCCGCGUGGCCGGGCAUCCCGUGCACGGAGUCAUGUGGACCCACAACGGACGCACGAUAACGCCUUCUCACGCCUCGCGGCCGGCGUCUUCCUCCUCCGCUAUGCGCGGCAGCGGAGAAGCCACCGUGAGCUCUGGAACCGCUUUAUCGAGGAUCGCGGUGCUAUCUCGGGACACGCUUCACAUCACCGGUGUGAACCGGCAGGACCGCGGCAUGUACCAGUGUCUCGUCUACAACGACAGAGACUCGGCGCAAGGCUCUGCGCAACUUGUCAUCGGAGAGGACGCCCCCGUAAUGGAGCACGUGUUCGCCGAGCGCCAGGCGCGGCCUGGCGGCACCGUAUCCCUCAGGUGCUCGGCUUCGGGAAAUCCACUGCCGCAAGUUACGUGGUCUCUGGAUGGUGCCCCUGUGCCCGAACACUACCACGUCCGGAUAGGGGACUACGUCAGCGGUGAAAGACUGGUGCACAGCUACGUGAACCUGACCGGCGUGCGAGUGGAGGACGGUGGCCUCUACGCUUGCGCGGCCCGCAAUGGGGUUGGCCGGGUAUCUCACUCGGCCAGGCUGAACGUGUUGGGAAGGCCCAUGGUGCGACCUAUGGCCAACGUGACGGCCCUAGCAGGACGCACCAUGCAGCUUCACUGUGCUGUUGCCGGAUAUCCCAUACAGAGCAUCGUCUGGCAGAAAGACGGCCGAUCGCUGCCGCAAAACCACCGCCAGCACAGCUUUCCCAACGGAAGCCUGAUUGUGGCCGAGGUGCAGCGUAGCGUCGACAGCGGCUGGUACGCAUGCGUCGCCCGGGACCCCCAAGGAAACACGGCCAGAGGACAGCUCGCCGUGCACGUCAUGACCCCGCCCGUUGUGAGCCCGUUCAGCUUUCCGGACGACCUGACCGAGGGCAAACGGGCUGGCGCUGCAUGCAUCGUUUCUGACGGGGACCUUCCCAUCACCAUCGAGUGGUUCAAGGAUGGGCGGCCGCUCGACUCCGUGCUGGAGGCUUCGGUCGCAAAGGCCAACGACUACACGUCCUUCCUUUCCUUCACCGGCGUCCGCCAGCUGCACACGGGCAACUACACCUGCGUCGCUUCGAACCCGGCAGCCUCGGCCAACUACACAGCACCCAUGGUGGUUCAAGUGACCCCCAGGUGGCGUCAUGAGCCUGUGGAUAAGGCAACCAUUAUGGGCCAGGCGGUGACCUUCGACUGCCAGGCUGACGGAUUUCCAGUGCCCGUCAUUCGAUGGAAGAAAGCGAACCGCUCGGAAGGUGGCCGCGACUUCUCCGUGAUCAUCAGCAACGCCAACGUGCAGAUUUUGGAGAACGGCUCGUUGAGCAUCCGCGAGGCCGACACCACCGAUGCCGCACAUUACAUGUGCCAGGCAUUGAACGGUGUCGGGCCCGGCAUCUCCACCGUGGUUAAGCUCGACGUGCACGUGGCUGCACACUUCGAGCGCAAGUUCCAGGCGCUUACCGUUCGUCGCGGUGAGAGCGUAGCGCUCACCUGCCGUGCCGUCGGCGAGCCGCCCAUCACGGUCACCUGGACGAGGGACAGGCACGCCUUUAGCCCGACAGCGGAGCCAAGGUAUGUGGUGGAGGAAAAACCGGGAACCGACGGCCUCGAGUACGUCGUCCGCAUCCCAAGCGUGGACCGCAGGGACUCGUCGCUGUUCAGCUGCUACGCCGAGAACACCUACGGAAGGGACGACACGAACUUCCAGGUCGUCGUCCAGGAGCCCCCGGACAAGCCGCGUGGGCUGGAAGCAACGCAGACGGCGAGCCGUGCUGUAACACUGUCCUGGUCGCCUCCCUACUCCGGGAACAGCCCCGUGCUCAAGUACCUGCUGGAGCACAAGCGGAGAGACGGUUCUUGGGAACAUGACGCACAAAUAACAGCCAUUGAGUCUACUGAAUUCUCACACGUGGCAAGUGGUCUACGACCGAAGACGAGCUAUGAGUUCCGGCUUAGGGCAGAAAAUGCCAUCGGAGCCAGCGACCCUAGCGACACGCUUGUCCUCACUACAGAAGAAGAAGCUCCAACUGGUGCGCCACGAGAUAUCAAAGUCACUGCGACUGGUUCCCGAAGCCUGCACGUCUCUUGGAAGCCGCCGUCGGACGAGGAGUCCAACGGUUUGGUUCAGGGCUACUACGUCGGCUACCGCGUUCGCGAAGCGAAACAGUCGUUCUCCUACAAGACGCUGGAGAGCUCUGCUGCGUCGCCGGUGCAGCAGUGCGAGCUGACGGACCUCAGGCGCAGCAGCCAGUACAGCGUCGUCGUGCAGGCAUUCAACGCCAAAGGUGCGGGACCUGCUUCGGAAGAAGUCUUCUCCCAAACUUUGGACAUCGAUGCCCCUGCUGCGCCGCGGCUGAAGAUGGUUUCAUCAACAUCCUCUUCAGUGCACCUGAGCUGGGAUGUUGAGAGAGAGCAGCCGAUAAAUGGGUUUGUGCUGUUUCACAAGCCCGAGCCGUCCCCAGCACCUGACGCCCAGUCUACAGAAGAUGCCGGCGACUGGUCCGAGGUGCAGACCGGGGCGGAGCGUUCGGCGUACGCGUUUCGCGGCCUUCGCUGCGGCCGCAAGUACGCGUUCUACGCCGUGGCCUUCAACGCCGCCGGAAGGGGUCCGCGGAGCAACACCGUUCUGGCCAAGACGGAUGGAUCAGCACCCGUGGCACCUGACGAGCGCGACAUUCUGUUGUGCAACGUAACCUCGGUGACACUUCAACUUGGUUCGUGGAAGAGCGGCGGUUGUCCCAUCCUAUCGUUCGCCGUGCUGUGCAAGCCGCAGUCCCAGAAGGAGUGGUCCCCGGCCACCGCCACCCACCUUGUACCGGACCACAAGCAACCGCCUGUACUGGUCAUUCCGGACCUUAACUCGGCUACCUGGUACGACCUGCUCAUCACGGCGGAGAACGACGCCGGAGCCACGGAGGCAGAAUAUGUCUUCGCGACACUAACCCUGUCUGGAGGCACCCUACCGCCUCCUCAGUGGACCAAGGCUGUCGACUCACCAAACCGCCACAUCCGUAUCAUCAUUCCUGUUGUCUGCACCGUUUUGGCGAUGCUGCUCAUCUCAGCCGCCCUCUGCUACGUGUUCUCACGCAGACGCCUGUCAGCAAUCCAGCGGCCAUACCCCGGCGAAAGUGACCACGCUCCAGAGGUCACCAAGUCGGUCGACACUGUGCCAAUGAGCGUGUGGGAGAACCCAAAGCACCAGCAGCAGUUUCAAGUGACACACCAGCAGCAGCGCCCUCUUGAGCGAGAGCAGCUCUACUGUCCAUCGCCGUACGCCACCGGUGGAGGGCGUCUCGGAUCGCUGUACACGACUGAAGCACUACGGUCAGGCUGGGCCUCUGCUCGUAGCCUACACAGUGCCAUGGAGGAGCCAGCAGAUGAAAUAUCAAGGCCACACCACACCUACGACGUGCCUUUCCCCCGGAGACCACCCGACUCCGAACAUCAAGAACAGAUAGGUACGGAAGAAGACCUGACAAGUUCUACAGAGCGCCUUGGCGACCACAUCUACUCCAAACCUGCUGCAGUGUACAUGCCUCCCGAUAAGUGCAAGGGUUCCCGCAAGUCCCUGCAGACGCUGAGCAUCAUCGAGGGCUACCCUAAAAGCAAUGUCUCGUACGUCUACUCAAGACCAAAGAAGAAGCACUGGAGCAGCAACGAUGAGGAGAUGUUCUACGCGGAUCACAAGAUGCGGAAUCUAGCUAGGUACGCAGACGAACUGAAGCAAGCGGAAAUGGACUCACACGAAAGUGGCCUGGAGUUCACUGCCGAUGCGUACGAACUGUCCGAGGCCGAGUGUGACAUGCCAACGAGGCAUUGCUCGGUGCAAACGUAGUCUGCACCACAGCCUUACGGCCAGCGAAUGCUUUGUGCCAGACCAACACAGCCAAGUUGAGAUCAUUGCCCGUUUCAUCCGCAACAUGUCCGUGCCGCUGUGACCAGCGCUGCCCUGCUGAAUGUGAUGUGGCGCACGAAGGACGGCGAGAAGUGUUCGUGAAGACAAUUUUUGUGAUGCAGAACUCUGGAUUACCUGAACAUUCUUUGGUUCUUAUCGUGACUUUGGCAGCUCGCAGGAAAGCGCUGUCUUGUGAAGUAAUUUUGGUCGUUUUGCAAUAGUUCUCAGGAAACAAGAGUGAGCUUUUUUUUAAAUAUCGUUUUUCUUUUAGCUUUCAGUAGCGGGAUGAGGUGUGAUGGGCCUUAUUCCCGGCGUAAGACUUAAUUUGCGGAGUGAGUGCUUCUUUCCUGUCACAGAAAAGCUCCCCAAAGUUCUUUCAUAGGCCUGAAAUCGAGAACUGAUGAAGAACACUCUGGCGAUAUUAUCACGCCUAGCGGAUGUUCAUACUUACAAGAAUGGCCUAUAUCGCCGGUGAUGAGACAGGUUGGCGUUGACAAUGUAAGCAUUUAUCCCAGAAUUUUCUCACAUGUUCAUUGUUAUGCACAAUUUGCUCACGAUCAUAAUAGGCAUGUCAAUGAAUAUGCUUAUCAACCACGGAACCUCACAUAAUUGACGAUUAUUCUGUUUCAGAGGUGGGCGAAUGCAAACAUUUUUUUAAUAUGAAUCGAAUACGAAUAUUAUUAUUGUAUAUCAAAUUGAGUAUCGAAUACACAAACACAGACACGUAUAUUCACAACAUGGAUUCGUAUUUUUGUAUAAAUUGGUACCAAGCUUGUACUGACUAUGCAGUGCAAGAAAGAAAGAGAAAUUCCAAGAAGAAAGGAUCACUUUUAAACAUAUCGUCCCAAAUUAUCGGUUGAACAACGCACCAAGAACGCUGAAUAAUUUAGGGCGUAGUUGCAAAUAAAUUUUGCAAGAAAGAAUGGUCACUAUAUGACUACCUUUUCAAACAUGCUAAAUAAGUGGAUCCCCCAAAAGGUCAGAAUCUACGGGUUAAGAAAGCUGCUGUAGAAAUUUUAUUUUGUAAACAAUCGUAAAAGGGCCCACUGCAAGAAAGACAUCACAGGUUGUAGUGUAAAAGAUAAAAGAGCUGCAUUACUACACUUCCGAAAACACUAUAUGACAGGCUACAAGCAGAAAUCACUUCUUUCUAUGUGGGCUUCCGCCACAAACGCGGAAACAAAGUAUCCAUUGCCUGUUUUAUUUCCGCAAUUCUUCAAAAACUUUGGUCGUUGUCUCACUUCUGAUAAUUUGCGAUACCUUUUUUUCAGUCAACGCAGAACAGCCACCAGAUUAAUGAUUGGCUGCUGCGAAAUAUUUGGUAAGACUGACAAAUCUAAAAGCGACCACAGGUUCUUUUUCAAAUACGAAUUCGAAUAGUUAGUGUGUAGUAUUUUAUACGUAUUAGCAAUCUUCGAAUAUUCGCCCACCCUUACACAUAUUUAAUAUCGUAUCUGGCUAAUAUUUCGUGACUGACUACAAUAUACCACGUAAAUAUGAACUCAUUAUUGCUCUUAUUUUACUCAAGCAAUAAGCUAACGAGCCGCAAGAGGCUGUCGUGAGCUAAGCGAAGAAAAAAAAAGGAAAAUGAAAUAAGAUGAACCAUUUUAUGUUAGAUUAG
Molecule: messenger RNA, 6286 nt
Organism: Dermacentor albipictus
Lineage: Eukaryota; Metazoa; Arthropoda; Arachnida; Ixodida; Ixodidae
Product: cell adhesion molecule Dscam1-like
Biological process (GO): axon guidance; neuron migration; cell-cell adhesion
Cellular component (GO): plasma membrane; cell surface; axonal growth cone
Molecular function (GO): protein binding
Source: RefSeq, a predicted model, not a curated record